Molecule: messenger RNA, 1636 nt
Organism: Dimorphilus gyrociliatus
Lineage: Eukaryota; Metazoa; Annelida; Polychaeta; Dinophilidae
Source: the annotation of a GenBank genome assembly
CAUGGAUGGGGAUAUUAAUAUUGCUGUUUUAGUUCCUGCUUCGAGAGACGCUUCUAAUCUAUUGUGUAAUCCCAAAACGUCCAUUGUUAGAAAGAUAUUCAUAGAAUACGUCUAUUUCGUAAGGAAGAACAUUGAUGAAAUAAAUAAGAAUAAAGAUUUUCUUAAGAAUGUUCGUCUUGGGUAUGUGUUUAUGGACACUUGUACUCUUCAGUCAUCCGCUUUGAAACACGCUUUAAAAUUGAUUCCACGAAAUGAAAAUUCAAACGAAAAUUGCAACGAAAGUAAUUCCGGAAUGGCUUAUUACGAUGUUCAAGCUGUAAUAUCUGGUGCGGGAAGUUCUGAAACAUUACCACUGGCAAAUAUUCUUAGUAGAUUUUCGAUACCUAUACUAAGUCCAUUCGCGUCGAGCGAUGACCUAAGCGACAAAGCACGUUAUGAAUAUUUUUCCCGUUUGAUAAGUCCCGACAAAUACCAAGCGGACGCUUUAACCGAUUUUCUAUUAGAAUUUCAAUGGAAUUAUAUAUCGUUAAUUUUUUUAGAAGGUAGUUACGGUGAAAAUGGAGCAAAACAAAUUAGGAAACAAGCAAAGAAAAAGUCAAUUUGCAUAGCCAUUGAUGAAAUGAUUUCUACCGAGGAUUAUAAAGCAGAUGUAAUAAGAAUAGUUAAGAAACUUAAAGAGAACAAGAAAGCUAGAGUUAUAGUUGCAUUCCUUUUUAUUACAGUGGCCGACGAAUUUUAUCUGAUGAUGGACAAGUUUGAUAUUGCCAAAGAAAAAAUAGUUGUAGGCUCUGACGCUAUGAUAUAUGCGAGAACACCUCGUACAGUUCAAUUAAGGGCUAUUAAUUCUUUCGGUGUCACAACAGCUGGUAAAGAUGUUAAAGGUGGUUUUCAAUAUUUCUCCGAUUUGAAUCCGGCAAACAAUUCAUCUUUUCUAUUGAUAAAAGAUUAUUGGGCCAGUUUAUUCGAUUGCUCUUGGUCUAAUAAUGCGACAAAUCCAUGCGAUCCUCAUAAGAAUUUUACUCUUGCUAACGUCUCUAUAGAAGCCACUGCGAGUUUCAACGAUUGUCUAAUGGUUUUUGUUCAAGCUAUUGAUAGAAUAAUUAAGAGAAAUUGCCCAAAUGCUACUGGAGUGCAAGUAAGGAAAUGCAUUAGGGGUAGGAUUUUCCUAGAUGAGAUAAGAAAAGGGACAUUUGAAACGUCUCAGGGACAAAUUCAAUUUGAUGAGAAAGGAGAUGUUAUCGGUGGCUAUAAUCUAGUUCAAUUCUUUGAGAAUAACUUUGUACAAGUUAUUGGAAGUUGGAGUAGAAAGAGGUCGGGUAUUGAUUUUGUAAGUAAUGUAUCAUGGUCAGAUUCGGAUCAACCAAAGUCGCUCUGCAGUGAACCUUGUCCUCCAAAACAUUAUUUUAUCCAAAAGGCAGUCGUUUGUUGCUGGGAUUGCCGAAAAUGUCGAAAUAAUGAAAUACUAGUAUUAAAUAAGACAGCUUGUAAAGAAUGUCCUGAAUUCUAUUGGCCUGAUGAAAAGGAAGCGCUAGAAUGCUUACCAAUCGAUCCGGAAUCUUUAAAAUGGGCAGAUCCCGAAACGAUUAUUCUAUUGUCAUUAGCAGUUUUUGGAAUUUGUAAGCAGCUCACUUUAUAG